GGGGAUAUGGCUCAGUGUCCGAGUGCCCUUGAGUUCAAUCCCCCGGUACCCACCCCCCAAAAAAAGGAAAGGUGCUAAGGGAUCCCAGUACCACACAUGGCAGGCUGUCUUCUCCAGUAUUCAGCUCGGAAAAGGGCCCCAUUUUCAGGAAGCCCUGCCCUCUUCUGCUCAGGCUGCCUUUAAGAACCAGGUUCCCUUGUUUCUGUUCUCUAUCUGAGGGAGCCCUUUCUCAAUACCUUUUCUCUUUUUCUGGUACUGGGGAUUGAACCCAGGGGCAUUCAACUACUGAGUCACAGCCACAUCCCCAGCCCUUUUUAUUUUGAGACAGGGUCUCACUAAGUUGCCAGAUUUGGCUUUGAACUUGCAAUCCUCCUGCCUCAGCCUCCAGAGAUGCUGGGAUUACAGGCCUGUGCCACCACUCCCAGCCCAAUACCUUCUUUAACAGAAGCCACAGCUUGACCUCUUCCCCAUCAGGCCCUCAGUUUUCCCCUGCAGUAAUAUUGCUUGCCCACGGGAAUGAGAUCAUAUACUCCACUGAAGUCUGAUAAGGCCCCAUCCUUAUGAGACUUUAUAUGUCACCUGGGCUUGUCUGAAGGUGUGCACUGGCCAGCACUAUCCUUCCCCUGAACUGUGCAGUGGUCCUGAGAGCAGAAUUGAGGCACAAAAAUGUCCAACCCUCCAGCCCCAGUCAAACUUCUCAGUAUGCAAAGGGCAAAGAGGACAUGCACCAGGGAGCCCACAUUUCUGUGAGCAGUGUCUUCAGCUGGUCCGGGUAGCAUUUUUGGGGUGUGAUGGUGAGGAGGGGGCUGAAAGCAAUGGAGCAGCAUGGAGGUGUCCCUGAGAGAUGGCCUCUUUCUCUGCAGGUCCUUCCGUGGCUACUUAGGGAUUCUGGGGGGUAUGAUCUGUGCACAAAGACCAGUCCAGAAGUCUACCUAUCCUAAGACACCUCCUGUCACCCCAAACCCACAGACAAACUGAACCUGCAACUCAGAAAUCAGACCAGCCCACAGCUCAGCAGCCAUGGCUGUCGGGGCGAUUUGCAGGGAAAAGCACAAAAUCAUCUGAAUGGGAAGAGUGUACACAGGAGACCGACGCCUAGUGGUCCAGUGGAGUAAUUAAGGGCGGAGGGGAGGCUGCUGUAAGGAUGGCCCUCUUGGCCACCCUCUAAUCGCUAGCGCCAUCACCGCGAAGUCCAAUCACACCCGCCUCACACAUUGCUUUCGCGUAGCUCCUGCCUGCAGCAGGCGCUGCCCUUCUCCGCCCCCACAACUGGUCAGUUGAUUGGCGGAGACGUCCGCACAGUCCCCGCCCCUGCUAAGGCAUCGUCCCCAGGGGCGCAGGACCCUUGUCUCCACUUGCAGACUCCAACUCCUGCGCCCGGAGAGCCGGGGAGAGUCGCCGGCACCUAGACGGUCGCAGCCUGUGGGGUCGCUGCUCUCCCUCCUGGACCUGACACUUCAACCCCACUUCUGCUGGCCUUUCCCAGCGGUCCAGGGAACGAGACCCAGCGGAUCGGCUAUUCCCCGGCCCACUUUAUUGCCUGUGGCCCGGGAUGGACGCCGCAGGCGGCGACCCCACAGCCACCCAGGAGUUGGAGUCAGCGGACGUGCCCCUCUGCCCGCCGCUGCCCUGGCCCUGUCCGGCAGACGUGCGGCUCUGCGGCCACCUACGGAAGCAGAAGUCCCAGCGCCGCCGGUUCUUCGUGCUGCGGGAGGACCCGCCGCGCCUCGAGUGCUAUGAGAGUGAGAAGAAGUUCCGCUCCGGCUGUAGCGGCGGGGCGCGGCCCCGGCGCAGCGUGAGCCUGGCGGGCGCGUGCACCAUCAGCAAGCGCGCGGACGCGCGCCAGCGCCACUUGAUCGUUCUCUACACGCACGACAGCAGCCUGGGCGUCGCAGCCGCCAGCGAGGCGGAGCAACAGGUGUGGUACAAUGCCAUGCUCGAGGUGCGCGCCGCCGCCGCCGCCGCCACCGCCGCCACCGCCGCCGCCACCGGUCCCAGCUCCCACGAAGACCCCGGGGCCUCCAUCCUCGCUCCUUUCCAGGACGUCUGGCCUGUGACGCUGCGGCCCAAGGGUCUGGGGCGAACACGAGGCCUGGGCAGCGGCGACUACCGCCUAUGCCUGGGUUCCGGGUCCCUGAGCCUACUGCGGAAGCCAGGGGGCAGAGGACCCCGGGACACCCAGGCAUUGUCGCCACCCGCCCUGCGUCUGUCCCUGCUCAGCGUGCGCCGCUGCGGCCACGCAGACUCUUUCUUCUUCCUGGAGCUUGGCCGCUCGGCGCCCACAGGUCCCGGGGAACUGUGGCUGGAGGCACCCGAUUCUGUAGUGGCCCAAAGCAUCCACGAGACAGUCCUGGCCGCUAUGAAGAGACUCGGAGGCAGUGGUGCCAGUGGCAGGCCUGAGCCACCGUCCAGGGAUCCUCCAAAGAGCAUCUCCAGACCCCCUGUCCCCCAACCUUAUGAAUCUCCAGCCUCUGCAGCCCAGUCAAGAGGCUUGGUUGAGAGGAUGGAGCAAGCAACCCUUAAGACCUUUGCAAGGCUGGGAGUGGCAGCUUCGUACCCCAAGGAGUCCGAUGGGGGUGCGAGCUACAUUACUAUGGGAGCCAGGAGUGACUAUGAGCACAAGGGGGUUAGAGAGGCAGACGGCUAUGUGGUAAUGGGGCCCUCAGGUCUUCCUCUCCCUGAAAGCAAUACUGCCCACCAGACCCUUCCAGAUUGGGGAGGCACGGAGUACGUGCCCAUGAAGAGCUUUCCACCAGAGUGCUUUUCCUACAAGUCCAAGGCCCAGAAGCCUGCUCCAGAGCAUAGCAGCAAAAGGGACGGCUGGGGACCUGCAGGUGCUCGGCCCUGCUCUCUGCCGCCGUCAAAGCUGGCUGGGGAGUACGUGUGCAUUAAGUAUGGGGCUCCAGACUUGGUAGAAAAGGACACUGCUAGGCUGGCGCCCUCCGAUGGCUACCUCAAUUAUGUCGACCUGGACCUGGUCCCUCCUCUAGACGCUCGUGGCCACGGCCCAAGGGCCGGCCCGCACAGCUACGCGCGCAUCGAGUUCUAGAACCUCUGGGAGGCGCCGGUGAGCAGACGGGGGCACUGGCCAGCGGAAGAAUGUGAAACUCGCCAAAGUUACCAAUGUCCCCCAUCCCGCUGAUGCCUUCUAACACCCUCUACCGCGACUAAAAGGCCAAAGUCUUGACAUCCAAUCUGAGACUUGCAGAGGCACUGGGUUGCCCCUUGGCCAGCUCUGUUCUUUUAAGGGAGAGAAUUCUAGAACCUCUUCUACCUCCCCCCAACCCCACACCUACCUCUUCCCCAAAUUAUAAACUUCUGGAUUUUCUCAAUUGAAAUCCUGAUCCUGUUUCCCUAAAGAGAUCCUAGAGAAUCAGACUCAGGUGGGCUCUUAGGCCACAGAUGAAGGUUCCCGUUUGGCUUGGUGUUCCUGCACACACCUGCGGUGCCUUAGUGUGAAUUCCUGAGGCCCUAGCUCAAGAAGAAUGGAAGGAUCUUAAAACACCCAGCCUCCUUCUUAGUCCACCUCUCCCAGUCAAGCACAAGCCAGCAGAGCUGACCAAGUCCUUGCUUCCUAUAGGUUCAUCCCCAACUCUGUACUGUGGACCAUCCCCCACCUAUUAAAGGUACCCUGCUGGGUAACUGUC
Ictidomys tridecemlineatus (thirteen-lined ground squirrel) is the source of this 3647-nucleotide messenger RNA. RefSeq lists its product as uncharacterized. Gene Ontology annotation, biological process: insulin receptor signaling pathway. Lineage: Eukaryota; Metazoa; Chordata; Mammalia; Rodentia; Sciuridae. Gene Ontology annotation, cellular component: cytosol; plasma membrane. The record is from RefSeq and is a predicted model, not a curated record. Gene Ontology annotation, molecular function: phosphatidylinositol 3-kinase binding; insulin receptor binding.